Chrysoperla carnea is the source of this 3499-nucleotide messenger RNA. Its product is annotated as serine/threonine-protein phosphatase 6 regulatory ankyrin repeat subunit B-like. Gene Ontology annotation, molecular function: protein binding. The coding region runs from base 8 to 3436 and encodes 1142 amino acids. The transcript has a single exon. NCBI's taxonomy places the organism in Eukaryota, Metazoa, Arthropoda, Insecta, Neuroptera, Chrysopidae. The record is from RefSeq and is a predicted model, not a curated record.
AAAAGGGAUGUGCGUCAAUGAUCUUGGGCAUAAUCAGAAAACGCCAUUGCACUUAGCAGCUGAAAAUGGCCACAAAGAUGUAAUAGAAAUUUUAUUAAAGCACAAAUCCGAUGUUGCAGAAAAAGAUAGAAGCAAUCUAACACCAUUACACUAUGCAGCACGUCAUGGUCAUCACGGUAUUGUUAUGCUUCUUUUGUUGAAUAAAAGAAGCACAGCUAAUUCUAUUGGUAAUGGUUAUUGGACCCCUUUACACUUUGCUGCGCAGAAUGGCUACCCAGAAGUAGUUAAAAUUCUACUUAAAAACAAAGCAAAUGUCAAUGAUAGAACAAACCAGGGUGACGCACCGUUAUCCUGUGCAGCGCAAGAGGGUCACUUAGAGGUAGUUAAAAUUUUACUUGAACAUGGAGCAGAUAUUAAUAACCGAUCUAUUGAUGGUUUAACGCCCUUAUACAGUGCAGUUUUGAGUAACAAUUUAGAGGUGGUUAGAACUCUACUUGCAAAAAAAGCAAAGGUAGAUGUUUCACAUAAUAAUUCGAUACCUUUACAUGCAGCAGCAGAACGUGGCUAUUUUGAUAUAGUUAAUGUUUUACUUGCCAAUGGUAGUAAAGUUGACCAUCUGGGAAGUAAUAAUGUAACAGCACUACAGCUGGCUGUAGAGCAUGGUUACACAGAUAUUGUUCAGCUUCUAAUAGAUAACAAGGCUAAUGUCAAUAAGGCUAAUAAAAGUGGUUAUACACCCUUACAUUUGGCAGCCAAGGGUGGUGAUGACAAGGUGGUUGAAACCUUACUAAUGAAAGGGGCUAAGGUUCAUGCUAAAUCAAUUUAUAAUACUUAUACACCUUUGCAUUUUGCGGCAAUAUAUGGUCAUGUGCAUGUGGUAAAAAUUUUACUUCAAAGUGGAUUUGAUGUUAAUGCUAAAGCUUUAGAUGGUUCUACACCUUUAUGCUAUGCAGCAGAACAUGGCCAUGAUGAAAUAGCAAAAGUUCUACUUAAAAAAGGAGCAAAAGUUAAUGAUCCGGAUAAUAAUAAGUGGACACCGUUACAUUAUGCAGCACACGAUGGUAGAUUAGAUGUAGUGAAAACUUUACUUGCAAAUGGAGCAGAUGCUAAGAUAAACACAGGCCAGAAUAAUACAUCUUUACAUCUUGCCGCAGGAAAUAAUCAUCUGAAAAUAGUCAAAGCCUUACUUAAAAAAACAGAUAUUAAUACUAAGGGUAGUAGUGGCACACCUUUACAGUGUGCAGCAGAAGGUGGUCAUUUAAAAAUGGUUGAGUUUUUACUUGCAAAUGGGGCAAAUGUAAAUGCUAAGGAUGAUGAUAGCUGGACACCUUUACGAUUAGCAUCACAAAAUAAUCAUUUAGAAGUAGUACAGUUUUUACUUGGAAAUGGAGCAAAUGUUAAUGCUAUUGACAAUGAGCAGUUUACCCCUUUAUUUGUAGCAAUAGACCAAGGCCAUAUUAAGAUUGCAGAAGCUCUACUUGGUGGAGGAGCAAACAGUAAUAUUUCUGGAAUGAACAAUAUUACACCAUUGUACAUAGCAGCAGAAAGAGGUUAUAAUUAUGUAAUUGAAACCUUACUAAAUAAGGGAGCUUGUGUUAACGCUGAAUCUCAUGAUGGCACAACACCAUUAUAUGUAGCUGUUCAAAAUGGUCACAUGGAAGCUGUUAAAACUUUAUUAAAACGAGGAGCCAAGAUAGACGUUGACAAGAAUGAAAAGAGCGAUAUCUUGCACCUAGCAGUUGCAAAGGGUUGCAAGGAAAUGGUUCAGAUUUUACUGGAAAACGAUAGCACUAUCAUUAAUACUAAAGCUAAAUGUGGCUGGACACCAUUACAUGCAGCUGCUGUAGUUAAUAGUAGUGAGGUUAUUGAAGUUUUGUUAAAAAAGAAAGCCAGCAUCGAUGCUAGAGAUGACGAGAACUUCACUCCUUUAUUUUUGGCAGUACGAUUAGGCCAUGUAAAAGCAGUGAAAGCUCUGCUUACCGGAGGAGCUAAUGUAAAUGCUUUAGGAAAGUUGGUGGCAAAAGAUAACGUAUCCUUUAUUGUCGUCACACCAUUACAAAUUGCUAUAGGAAAGGGUGAUCAAGAGGUUGUGGGGAUCCUAUUGAAAAAUGGUGCUAAUAUUGGUAUCAAAGAUAAUAAUGGUAAAACUCCUUUGCAUCUUGCUGUCGAUGGUGGCUAUCAGGAUAUAGUUGAAGAUUUGCUAAAAAAACAAGCAGAAGUCAAUAUUACUGAUAAUAAUAACCAAACACCGUUACACUUAGCUGCAGCAAAAGGUCAUGAAGGCAUUACUAAGGUCUUUUUUAACUAUAAAGCUAAGAUUGAUGCCAAGGCAAUAGAUGGAGCGUCCGCAUUACACCGAGCUGCCUUUUACGGUCAUGAAAAUAUUAUUGAAAUUUUGUUAAAUAACGGAGCUGAAAUAGAUGAUGUUGAUGAACGAGCCUGGAGUCCACUUCACUGUGCUGUACAACAGGGCCAAGAAAAAGCAGUAAGGGUUCUCUUAUUAAAAGGAGCUAAUAUUAAUUUUUCUGACAUACAUGGUAGAACCCCUUUACACUGGAGUGCUCAGAAAGGUUAUGAAAAAGUUACCGAAAUCUUGUUGCAAAACAAAGCUAAUGUUAAUGCCACUGAAAACAAACUUGGUUUGGUACCACUACACCUAGCUAGUGCUAAUGGACAUCUAAAGGCAGUUCUUGCUCUUUUAGGUGCUAAAAAUAUAAACAUUAAUGCUGUUGAUUCAAGUUACAGAACAUCUUUACAUUGCGCUGUAUUUUUCGGUCAUACAGAAGUUGUUAAGACUUUACUAAAUAAAGGAGCUUAUUUUGAUACUGAAAGUGACAAUAAAUCGAAACCUUUGCAAACUGCGUCAGAGGAAGGUUAUUCAGAAAUAGUGAAAUCACUAAAGCUGAUUGAGAAGCUAUUCAAUGCUAUAAGAAAAAACAAUUAUUCCGAAGUUCAAAGUUGCAUUGAAAAAGGAGCAUUAAUUAAUAGUAAAAGUAUGCAUUUUGAAACACCUCUAUUUUAUGCAUCACGUAAAGGGUAUACUAAUAUAGUUAUUUGUUUGCUGGAAAAUAAUGCAAAUGUUAAUGUUGCUAAUCGAGAUGGUGUUACACCACUGCACGUUGCUACUAACAUAGAAACUGUGAAAUAUUUAUUAAAACAUGGCAUAACUUAUAGCAUUGAAAAUAAUGAAGGUAAAACACCACAUGACCUUUCUAAAGACAAGAAUAUUACUAAUUUGCUGGAGCUAGUCGAAGAAGUGUUUGAAGAUGCAAAAAGCGGAAAUAUUGGAAUCAUCAGCAAGUUGAAAGCUUUAAAAUCCGAUGAGUUUGUAGCUGUAACAAAUGCUCGUAAUUAUCAGGGAAAUACGUUAUUGCAAGUUGCUAUAGUUAAUAAACAUAGAAAUAUUGCGAGAGAGUUAUUAGAGAUACUAAAAUAGCCAGAGCAAAAUUUGCAAGAUGUUAAUUAAUAAAUAAAUAUACAAAUGAAGUUAAGUGUUCAA